UCUAAGUUACUGGAUGUGGAAAGUAGACCUGCGAGUUACUUUUCCCAGUUUGGUGCGAACGCUACGUAGUAGUCAAAUAGUGAGCGUUCAACUGAAAGCAACAGCUAUUUAUUGAGAGUAAUUCACCGCAAGAAGCUUCAGCGUCGCUGUGUUGGUUACUACGCAUUAUAGGAAUUCAUUAAGAAGACGCCCGUUCAAUUUCACCAACGCUAAAAGGAUUAUUCAAAUAUUUAACAAAGAUAACAUAGCAUUUUUUCUCCAUCCCUGGACGAAAGUGUGUUCUAUUUAUUUCCUAUCGCCCACUACUAGAAGGCAUACAUCGCAGUGUUUCAGAAGUUUGGGGUUUGUGAACACGCCUGUUGUUAUUUAAUUAUGCCAGAUUUAGGCCUACCAGUGGAUUGGGAUUUAUUUGCUCUCUUGCUUCUCAAUGCUUUGUGAGAUAACGGUUUGUUUUGGCUACCGUAAAACGUUGAGUGUUGAUCUGAAGACGCAAAACUUUUUUUUUAUUGAGACAUCUGGGAAUUGUUGUUUUGGCAACCAUUUAAACGGCAUUUUAUUAGCCACGUAAUCCUAAAGAAACAUACAGGGUGUUAUAAGCUUUUGGUGUUUAGCCUACAAAGAGAGGGUUGCUGUUUCCCCCGGUGUAGUUGGACUGUUGUAUUAUGUAAUGCAACUAUGUCGCGAAACUUGGUGUUAUGUAGUUUUAUCAUAACAGACUAUUGUGUUUAUCAUAGCAGUCCCAACGUGCUAGGCUGAUUCCAAGUGCCCUCUCCCUGUUCCCGAGGUAGGAUAGUGAUAACGGAGAUCAGUUCACAGUUGAAGAGAGCGCUUCCUCAACCACGCCUGCCCUGACCUCUAGAUGCCGGGCAUAAACUCCACCACCGCCUCUCGCUAUGAGUCCGGCUGGGAGAUGGAGUACGACCACUACCAACAUUAUUUCUACGACGACCACGAUCCGGACGAGGAUUUCUCUAAAUCCACUGCGCCCAGCGAGGACAUAUGGAAGAAAUUCGAACUAGUACCAACCCCGCCCAUGUCCCCUAUCCGGACUUUGGAGGGGGCCGCUGGGGUCGGGGUGGUCUACCCUUCGUUGGGGGACAAACUUGAGUGGGUGUCCCAGUUUUUGGGUCAAGAGAACGACCAGGAUGUGCCGUGUAAACUCAGCUCCGCCGACGAGGCUUUGGGGAACCUGAGCUCCAUUAUCGUACAGGACUGCAUGUGGAGCGGCUUCUCAGCGGGCAAGCAGCUGGAGAAAGUUGUCGGGGAGCGGCUUGCCUCCUGUCCGGUGUCGGGUCCGACUAAACUGCCCGUGCAGGCGUUGGGAGCUGCCAUCACCACCACCGGGAGGGCGCAGUGCGUGACGGUGCCAGUGGACGCGGCUGUUCCAGUUCUCGGUAGCCUGGCGACGGAUUGCGUGGAUCCAGCUGCAGUUCUCGCCUUCCCGCUAACCGGGGGAACGUUUAAGAAACCGUCGGUGUCCUCCGGUUCAGAGACCCACACAGACUCAUCAGCAGAUGAUGAAUCUAGUGACCACGACGACGACGAUGAUGAUGAUGAUGAUGAUGACGAAGAGGAGAUUGAUGUGGUGACGGUGGAACACAACAAGCAGUACAAGUCUCGGCGGCUGGUCAACGGCAGAGUUACCGGGGGACGCGGCGGCGGGCUAAACAGGCGGACGCCGGUGACGAUCAUGGUCCGGGCGGUGAACCGUUUCCACAUCUCUAUCCACCAACAGCACCACAACUACGCAGCGCCCUCCCCGGACACACACCCCGACACACACACAGCCCCCAACCUCCCCAGGAAGAGGGUCCGACGCGAGCCCUCAAACUCUCCUCAUAACUCCUCUAACACCCAGCCGCACUUGCACCCCGCCUCCACUUCCGAUCGGAACUCCGAGAGCAAACCGCACGGCGCCGUAGCAACCGUCGGGUCGGAAUCAUCUGACGCCAACACACCCUCCCCUUGUGGAUCCCCAUCUGCCUCUCCCCGAUUAUCCUCCUCCCACCCCUGCAGCCCCCAGUCCUCCGACUAUGAGGAUACAGACAAACGCAAGACACAUAACUUCCUGGAACGGAAACGGCGCAAUGACCUGCGCUCUCGCUUCCUGACACUGCGGGAUGAGAUCCCCGGCUUGGCAGAGUGUUCAAAGACGCCCAAGGUGGCCAUCCUGACACGCGCCACUGAGUACCUGGGACAGCUGCAUUCCAGCGAGCGCCAGCGGGCACAGGAGAAACGGCAGCUGAAGGCCAGGCAGCAGCAGCUGCUCCGUAGGCUGGCACAGCUGAAACAACGCCCCUGAUCUCACUGACUGGCAGGCUGGCACAGCUGAAACAACGCCCCUGAUCUCACUGACUGGCACGCUGGCACAGCUGAAACAACGCCCCUGAUCUCACUGACUGGCAGGCUGGCACAGCUGAAACAACGCCCCUGAUCUCACUGACUGGCACGCUGGCACAGCUGAAACAACGCCCCUGAUCUCACUGACUGGCACGCUGGCACAGCUGAAACAACGCCCCUGAUCUCACUGACUGGCACGCUGGCACAGCUGAAACAACGCCCCUGAUCUCACUGACUGGCACGCUGGCACAGCUGAAACAACGCCCCUGAUCUCACUGACUGGCAGGCUGGCACAGCUGAAACAACGCCCCUGAUCUCACUGACUGGCACGCUGGCACAGCUGAAACAACGCCCCUGAUCUCACUGACUGGCAGGCUGGCACAGCUGAAACAACGCCCCUGAUCUCACUGACUGGCAGGCUGGCACAGCUGAAACAACGCCCCUGAUCUCACUGACUGGCACGCUGGCACAGCUGAAACAACGCCCCUGAUCUCACUGACUGGCAGGCUGGCACAGCUGAAACAACGCCCCUGAUCUCACUGACUGGCACGCUGGCACAGCUCAAACAACGCCCCUGAUCUCACUGACUGGCACGCUGGCACAGCUCAAACAACGCCCCUGAUCUCACUGACUGGCACGCUGGCACAGCUGAAACAACGCCCCUGAUCUCACUGACUGGCACGCUGGCACAGCUGAAACAACGCCCCUGAUCUCACUGACUGGUUGAAUGACUGGCAGCGACCUCUAGUUGACGGAACGUACUCUUCACCAGGGCUGACUGAAAACCAGCUCACUGACAGACUGUUAGUGGCUAGCAUGGAGAGUGUUAGACUGUUAGUGGCUAGCAAGCAUUUGGGAUGGAUCUACACCCUAUAUUAUAAACCAGGACUGAGUCAAAACCAGGGAAGGAUCUCAACCCUAUAUUAUUAAACCAGGACUGAGUCAAAACCAGGGAUGGAUCUCAACCCUAUAUUAUUAAACCAGGACUGAGUCAAAACCAGGGAUGGAUCUCAACCCUAUAUUAUUAAACCAGGACUGAGUCAAAACCAGGGAUGGAUCUGAAGCCUACAUUAUUAAACCAGGACUGAGUCAAAACCAGGGAUGGAUCUCAACCCUAUAUUAUUAAACCAGGACUGAGUCAAAACCAGGGAUGGAUCUCAACCCUAUAUUAUUAAACCAGGACUGAGUCAAAACCAGGGAUGGAUCUGAAGCCUACAUUAUUAAACCAGGACUGAGUCAAAACCAGGGAUGGAUCUGAAGCCUACAUUAUUAAACCAGGACUGAGUCAAAACCAGGGAUGGAUCUAAACCCUAUAUUAUUAAACCAGGACUGAGUCAAAACCAGGGAUGGAUCUAAACCCUAUAUUAUUAAACCAGGACUGAGUCAAAACCAGGGAUGGAUCUAAACCCUAUAUUAUUAAACCAGGACUGAGUCAAAACCAGGGAUGACUCUGGACCCUAUAUUAUAAACCAGGACUGAGUCAAAACCAGGGAUGGAUCUGAAGCUUAUAUUAUUAAACCAGGACUGAGUCAAAACCAGGGAUGACUCUGGACCCUAUAUUAUAAACCAGGACUGAGUCAAAACCAGGGAUGGAUCUGAACACUAUAUUAUAAACCAGGACUGAGUCAAAACCAGGGAUGACUGGACCCUAUAUUAUAAACCAGGACUGAGUCAAAACCAGGGAUGGACCUGAACCCUAUAUUAUAAACCAGGACGGAGUUAAAAUCAGGGAUGGAUUGAGGUUGACCCUAUAAUAUUUGCAAACUGUGCAUCUAUUGUAAGUCCUGUUAUUGUCUGUAAGGUUCUAUGAUGUCAUGAGUGAAUCCAUUGAUUGUGAACUAUGUCCAGAUCAGCAUGGCAAUGUACAUAGAUGGUCACGUGUGUGCGUCUCUCUCUCUCUUUGUGUAUCUCUCUGUCGCUCUCUCUCUCUUUCUCUUUGUGUAUCUCUCUCGCU
Molecule: messenger RNA, 4294 nt
Organism: Salvelinus namaycush (lake trout)
Lineage: Eukaryota; Metazoa; Chordata; Actinopteri; Salmoniformes; Salmonidae
Product: protein L-Myc-1b-like
Exons: 2
Coding region: 860-2302 (480 amino acids)
Biological process (GO): regulation of transcription by RNA polymerase II
Molecular function (GO): protein dimerization activity; DNA-binding transcription factor activity, RNA polymerase II-specific; RNA polymerase II cis-regulatory region sequence-specific DNA binding
Source: RefSeq, a predicted model, not a curated record